Molecule: messenger RNA, 3212 nt
Organism: Mizuhopecten yessoensis (Yesso scallop)
Lineage: Eukaryota; Metazoa; Mollusca; Bivalvia; Pectinida; Pectinidae
Product: DNA-directed RNA polymerase III subunit RPC4-like
Exons: 11
Coding region: 202-1404 (400 amino acids)
Biological process (GO): transcription by RNA polymerase III
Cellular component (GO): RNA polymerase III complex
Molecular function (GO): DNA binding
Source: RefSeq, a predicted model, not a curated record
GUUCAUAGCGAGACGGAGUUACUGAAGUAGGGGUUCGAUUCUCGGAUAUUGUGAACACUGGUCACUGCAUAUCGAAGCCUAUCGUCCAGCUGUCCAGUUCGUCCCAUCUCCGGGAUCCAUUUACUGUUCACAAUUUCACGCGGAACUCUCGUGAUGAGAUGUAAUGAACUCUGAAACAUCAAUAACAGCAUCAGUUGGAUAAUGGCAGAGAAGAAGCCAGACCUCCCUAGGGGCCUGAUAGGACGCACAGGUGUGCCAACAGGGAGAGGGACAAGAUUACCGUCAAUUAGAGGUCCAAGAGACUUGACACUUGGAGGAAUUCCAAAGAAAGUGUUCACACCUACAAUUCCUGCAGGCAGAAGAGACAAGACCAAAGACAGUCAAGUACAAGAUGAAGGUCCAAAGAAGGAUGGAAAAAGAGGGCAUAGUGCUGAUAGAAGAGGGGCAGGACCAGAGAGGGGCAGAGGACGUGGACGGGGCCGAGGAAGGGGCAAGCCGCAAGAUGUCAUCCAGUCACAUUCCAUUUUUGAGCAAGGGCCCGUAGAGAAAUUAGCCAAAGGUUCAGGAUUCACCAGUGACUACCUAGGGGGAGGAGGGGGAGGGGGAGGAGGUGGUGGAGGUAGUGGUGGUGGUGGUGGCGGCAGAGGGGGAGGUUCAAAGUCUGCCUCAUCCUCUGGGGGGAUCAGGACUGGGAUCAAGACAGAACGGGGUGAGGAUGGAUCCAAGCAAGUCCUGGACUAUCUUCUGAGGGAUGAUUUUAUAGACACCUCUUGUGAUGCUGAAGACCCUACCACCCAGCCUGUGCUGCUACCUCUGUGUGCCAUGGUGGACAGACAAACGAAACUGGAUCUCACUAAUGUCAGCAACACCAAGAUCAAAAAGGAACCUGGUUUUGAUGCCGAGGUGGACAGUGUUGAUUCCAAGUCGCCCAAAGUGUCGGGACUAAGGCAGUCUCCAGUUGUGGUUGAUGAAAGCUGUGAUCAGCUCUUUACGAACCUUGGGAAAACAGAAAACAGUGACUUGAUGUUUUUCCAAUUCCCCGACACCAUGCCUGGAGUUCCAGCCAGUAAUCGAGGUGGAGAUGGUGAUGACAGGCAGAAAUCCCAGACCGGGGCUAAGGCUGGGGAUGACUUAGCUAAGAAGAUGAGUUCCUGUUCCCUCUCGGAUUUCUCUGAGGGAUACAUGGGUAAACUGUUGGUGCGGAAGUCGGGGCGUACACAGCUAGUGCUGGGCAACAUCACACUCGAUGUUUCCAUGGGAACCAAAUGUGGAUUCUUACAGGAUUUAGUUUCAGUAGAAACCAAGUAUGAUGGCGGAGAUGCAGGUCACAUGGCCGUGCUUGGCCACGUCAACAAGAGGCUUGUAUGUACACCUGACUUUGACAGUCUGCUGCUGACCUUAUGACAACAGAUGUAAAUAAAAUCGAAGAAAAAAAAGGUCACAUUGCUUGUGUGAAACAUCCCACAAAGUAAUGCUGCAGAGAUGUCCUCCAGUUCCCAUCACAAUGCUGGGAUUUCAGACUACAUCACUGUGCUGGGAUUUUAGACUACAUCACUGUGCUGGGAUUUCAGACUUCAUCACUGUGCUGGGAUUUCAGACUACAUCACUGUGCUGGGAUUUCAGACUACAUCACUGUGCUGGGAUAUCCCCCUAAGAAAACAUCACUACGGAGAUGUCCCCCAGUUCACAUCACUGUGCCGGGAUGUCCCCCGAAGACUACAUCACUGUGCCGGGAUGUCCCCCGUAGACUACGUCACUGUGCUGAGAUGUCCCCUGAAGACUACAUCACUCUGCCAGGAUGUCCCCCGUAGACUACCUCACUGAGCUGGGAUGUCCCCCAGUUCACAUCACUGUGCUGAGAUGUCCCCCGACGACUAAAUCUACAUCACUACUGGGAUGUUCCCCUAAGAUUACAUCAAUGCUGAGAUGUUCCCCUUAGAUUACAUCACUGCUUAGAUGUCCCCAAAAGACUUUAUUACAGUGCUGGUAUGUCCCCCAGUUCACAUCACAAUGCUGGGAGGUCCGCUAAAGACUAAAUCACUGUGUUGGGAUGUCCCCAAAUGACUGUAUCACUGUGUUGGGAUGUCCCCAAAUGACUACAUCACUGUGUUGGGAUGUCCCCAAAGUAUACUUCACUGUGUUGGGAUGUCCCCAAAGUAUACUUCACUGUGUUGGGAUGUCCCCUAAGUACACUUCACUGGUACAUUCUCAAAGGUUUGCCUGGUACCACAACUCAAAAUUCAUGUCUCAGAUAUAUCGCAUAAUUACACAGUAGUGCUAGAGAUAUUGCUGCAGAAAAUGACAUAAACAGUAGUCUACUUUUAUAAGGAAGUCCAAACUAUAUACUGUUGUAGUUUAGUGUUUGGAAAAAAAAGACAGCGUUCUGGAGGAACUAUUCUUUGUAUGUAACAUUUGAACCUGUGAUAAGUUAUUUAUAAAAUUGUAUUUUUCUUGUUGAAUUUUUCUCCAUCAUACUGAAUAAUACUUCUGUUAAGAAAUCUCAAUCAGUCAGGUUGUUGGAUUUGAAAAUCCACUAAUCCUACUAAUUUUGGGCAUUAUUUAGUUGUACAUAUUUAUACAAAGGAUUGAAGGGCUAUUUUAAAUGGUUAAAAAAAGUUAUCUUUCAUUACCAUAAGAAACAGGUGUUACAUUUGUCACUGAAAGGAAUUGAAAGGUCAUGCUUUUUUUAGGCUUUCAGUUUUGAAAAUGUUUAAAAGAACCAUUGUGCAAGAAGCAACACGAUAAGUAAAAAAAAGUGUGACUGAUCAAGAUCAACAUCUCAAGUAUCCAAAAGACAAUAAUUUACAAGUGUUAUCGUGAUACAGAAAAAGAAAAUAUCAAGAUUGGCAAUGAAAGUGCCGCAAAAACACCAAUUUACAAAUGUUUUGGUGACAUGAGAACAAGAGUUUGAUUGGCCAAUUUAUAAGCGUUUUGGUAAAAGAGAAUAGGAAAAGUUUGCAUGUCUUGGUUGAAACGGUUCAGGUGGCGCACUUGGACUGAGCUGUGUGCAGAGCUAAAAAAAAUGAAAAUUUCCAAAUAAGAAUAUAUUUAUAUAAAGUACUUUAAAACUUCAUGUGAAAUGACCUUGUUUUAUAAUGCAAACUAGCAAUAUUUAGCUAAAAGUUCUCCAUGUUCCUUGUUUUCAUACAAUUAUUUUGAUUGUCAUAUGUCGCUAUCACUAACAAUGUAAUAUUAUAGUCGAGGAGAGGGCU